Molecule: messenger RNA, 219 nt
Organism: Plasmopara halstedii
Lineage: Eukaryota; Oomycota; Peronosporomycetes; Peronosporales; Peronosporaceae
Exons: 2
Coding region: 1-219 (72 amino acids)
Source: RefSeq, a predicted model, not a curated record
AUGAGUGGUCCUAAAACACCUUGGGAUGUUAGCCUCACCUCAAAAUGUAUGUCACUGCAUGGGAUCACAGAGCAACACCAAAUAGGCGGCGUUGCCGCGAAUAAAACCGAGAAAUCUCGGCUUCCAAAACGGCUCUCGGUUGCAUUUUUGGCAGAGGUUCUGAAACCUUUCUCUGUGCGAGUUGAAGGACAUCUUCGUUGCACCAGCGAUCUAGUCUAG